Molecule: messenger RNA, 1684 nt
Organism: Hippocampus zosterae (dwarf seahorse)
Lineage: Eukaryota; Metazoa; Chordata; Actinopteri; Syngnathiformes; Syngnathidae
Product: tubulin beta chain-like
Exons: 5
Coding region: 107-1444 (445 amino acids)
Biological process (GO): microtubule cytoskeleton organization; mitotic cell cycle
Cellular component (GO): cytoplasm; microtubule
Molecular function (GO): structural constituent of cytoskeleton; GTPase activity; GTP binding
Source: RefSeq, a predicted model, not a curated record
CGGGCCAUAGUCUUCUGAUAAAGAGGAGUGUUCCGCCAUUGUGCGCGCACUUCCAUCCAGCAAGCCAAAGAACGUCGAGCUUACGUCGUUACUAUUAUUUGACAAAAUGAGGGAAAUUGUGCAUCUUCAGGCAGGCCAGUGUGGAAACCAGAUUGGUGCUAAGUUCUGGGAGGUCAUCAGUGAUGAGCAUGGCAUUGACCCAACUGGUACUUACCAUGGUGACAGUGACCUGCAACUGGACAGGAUCAAUGUCUACUACAAUGAAGCUUCAGGUGGAAAAUAUGUUCCCCGUGCUGUACUGGUAGACCUGGAGCCAGGCACAAUGGACUCUGUGAGGUCUGGGCCUUUUGGUCAGGUCUUCCGACCAGACAACUUUGUGUUCGGCCAGAGUGGUGCUGGUAACAACUGGGCUAAGGGUCAUUACACAGAGGGUGCAGAGCUGGUGGACUCAGUCUUGGAUGUCGUCAGGAAGGAAGCUGAAAGCUGUGACUGCCUCCAAGGUUUUCAGCUCACGCACUCUCUCGGUGGUGGUACCGGCUCCGGAAUGGGCACACUGCUCAUCAGCAAAAUCCGUGAAGAGUACCCAGACCGCAUCAUGAACACCUUCAGUGUGGUGCCUUCUCCAAAAGUAUCCGACACAGUGGUUGAGCCCUACAACGCUACACUGUCUGUCCACCAGCUGGUAGAGAACACAGACGAGACCUACUGCAUCGACAAUGAAGCGCUGUACGAUAUCUGCUUCCGCACACUCAAGCUCACCACUCCCUCUUACGGCGACCUCAACCAUCUGGUCUCGGCCACCAUGAGCGGCGUCACUACCUGCCUCAGGUUCCCCGGACAGCUCAACGCUGACCUGCGCAAACUGGCCGUCAACAUGGUGCCCUUCCCCCGUUUGCACUUCUUCAUGCCAGGCUUUGCCCCCCUCACAAGCAGAGGCAGCCAGCAGUACAGAGCCCUCACUGUGCCCGAGCUCACCCAGCAGAUGUUUGAUGCCAAAAACAUGAUGGCCGCUUGCGAUCCACGCCAAGGUCGCUACCUGACUGUGGCUGCCAUCUUCCGUGGCCGCAUGUCCAUGAAGGAGGUGGAUGAGCAGAUGCUCAAUGUGCAGAACAAAAACAGCAGCUACUUCGUCGAAUGGAUCCCCAACAACGUCAAGACCGCUGUGUGCGAUAUCGCUCCUCGGGGCCUCAAGAUGGCCGCCACCUUCAUUGGCAACAGCACAGCCAUCCAAGAGCUGUUCAAGCGUAUCUCUGAGCAAUUUACAGCCAUGUUCAGGCGCAAGGCUUUCCUCCACUGGUACACGGGCGAGGGCAUGGAUGAGAUGGAGUUCACAGAGGCUGAGAGUAACAUGAACGACCUGGUCUCAGAGUACCAGCAGUAUCAGGAUGCAACUGCUGAGGAUGAAGGUGAAUUCGGUGAUGAUGAGGAUGAAAUUAUGGAUUAAUUUUCCAAUCCCCCAUCAAUUUCUUUAAUUUGAAACUUUCUCCAAGUCUUCUCUCUUUUACUGCUUUCAAGUCAAAUUCAAUGUUUUGUGUAUGGUGAAAGUCACGUUUUUUCUUUGGUUUUUUUUCUUUUGUUUAAAUAACAUGUGUAGUAUGACUACAUAGUGAAAUGUUCAAGGUUUUCCAGAAAACAAACAUUUGUGUAAUUGACAGUGUUUUCAAUUAAACUUGGGUCAAAUAAA